Drosophila albomicans is the source of this 4174-nucleotide messenger RNA. It is a transcript of the gene SMC3, whose product is annotated as structural maintenance of chromosomes protein 3. Gene Ontology annotation, molecular function: protein binding; ATP binding; ATP hydrolysis activity. Gene Ontology annotation, cellular component: chromosome. The record is from RefSeq and is a predicted model, not a curated record. Lineage: Eukaryota; Metazoa; Arthropoda; Insecta; Diptera; Drosophilidae. The coding region runs from base 188 to 3790 and encodes 1200 amino acids. Gene Ontology annotation, biological process: mitotic sister chromatid cohesion. The transcript has 5 exons.
AAUAAAUGUUUAAUACCUUGCUGUUAACGCAGUUUGAGACACAUGAAGUUGGCUGCGUAGACAAGCCAGUGUUAGUCAGAGUUGUUGCACACAAAACAAAACAAUUGGUGGCAACCCAAUUUGCUGGCGCAAAUAAAAAUAUUGUGGCGUAUCUGUUUAUUUUUGUGUGUGUUUAUGUUAUAAUAAAAUGCACAUUAAGCAGAUUAUUAUACAAGGCUUUAAAAGUUACAAGGACCAGACGGUGGUGGAGCCAUUCGAUAAGCGUCACAACGUCGUCGUUGGACGCAAUGGUUCAGGCAAAAGUAAUUUCUUCUAUGCUAUACAAUUUGUGCUAAGCGAUGAGUUUACGCAUCUGCGUCCAGAGCAGCGUCAAGCGCUGCUCCACGAGGGAACUGGAGCUCGCGUCAUUUCGGCGUAUGUUGAGAUCAUCUUUGACAAUUCGGACAAUCGUGUGCCAAUUGACAAGGAAGAGAUUUACUUACGACGCGUUAUUGGCGCCAAGAAGGAUCAGUAUUUUCUAAACAAGAAGGUUGUGCCACGCAAUGAGGUGGUCAAUCUGCUUGAAUCGGCCGGCUUUUCCAGCUCCAAUCCCUACUACAUUGUCAAGCAGGGCAAAAUCAAUCAAAUGGCCACAGCAGCCGAUUCAUAUCGCCUCAAAUUGUUGCGCGAGGUCGCCGGAACGCGUGUCUAUGAUGAACGCAAAGAGGAAUCGUUGAAUUUGCUGCGCGAAACCGACGGAAAGCUGGAGAAGAUUAGUGAGUAUUUGAAAACAAUCGAGGAUCGACUGCAAACGCUCGAGGAGGAAAAGGAAGAGCUUAAGGAGUAUCAAAAAUGGGAUAAAACACGACGUACCCUUGAAUACAUACGCUACGAGACGGAACUAAAGGAUACGCGACGAGCACUCGAGGAGUUGCUGCUGCAACGCAAAUCGUCGUCGGACAAGAAGAAGAACUACAACAUUGAGAUACAGAAAGCACAGGAGAAGAUCAAGGAGGUGCAAAAGAACCUGAAAGAGGCCAAGAAAAAGGUGCAGAGCACCAAGGAGGAGCGCUCAGUGCUGAUGACCGAGCAGCAACAGUUGUUGCGCGAAAAGACCAAACUGGAUUUAACCAUUGUCGAUCUGAACGAUGAGGUGCAAGGCGACAACAAGUCCAAGGAACGCGCCGAUCAGGAGCUUAAGAAUCUCAAGGUUACAAUUGCGGAGCGCGAAAACGAGCUGGACGAUGUAAAGCCCAAAUACGAGUCGAUGAAGCGCAAGGAGGAGGAUUGCUCACGUGAACUGCAGCUGAAGGAGCAGAAGCGCAAAGAGCUCUAUGCAAAACAAGGACGCGGCUCGCAGUUCUCGUCACGCGAAGAUCGCGACAAAUGGAUACACAAUGAGCUGAAAUCGAUUAGCAAGCAGACAAAGGACAAGAUCAAUCACCAUGCCAAACUCGUUGAGGAUUUGAAGAAAGAUGCCACAAGCGAAAAGGAUUUGGGCACCAAAAUCGAAGAGCAUUCCUCCGAAUUGGAACAGUUGCGUCUGCAAAUCGAUGAGCACAACAAAAAGUACUAUGAACUGAAGAAGACCAAGGAUCAGCAUCAAUCCAUGCGCAAUGAAUUGUGGCGCAAAGAGACACAAAUGACACAGCAGCUGCAAACCCAAAAGGAGGAGCUCUCCCGGGCGGAUCAAGCGUUGCGGAGCAUGGCAGGCAAACCGAUCUUAAACGGCUGCGAUUCGGUGCGCAAAGUGCUCGAUAGUUUUGUGGAACGUGGCGGUCAAUCGGCGGCCAUAGCGAGAGCGUAUUAUGGCCCGGUGAUUGAGAACUUUAGCUGCGACAAAACCAUCUACACAGCGGUCGAGGUGACGGCAGCGAAUCGUCUAUUCCAUCACAUUGUAGAAUCGGAGUAUGAAGGCACACAAAUUCUGAAGGAGAUGAACAAACUGAAGCUGCCGGGUGAGGUGACAUUCAUGCCCCUGAAUCGUCUGCAGGUGAAGAUACACGAUUAUCCCGACGAUCCCGAUUCGAUACCCAUGAUAUCGAAGCUCAAGUACGACGAACAGCAUGACAAGGCGUUGCGCUACAUCUUUGGCAAGACGCUCAUCUGUCGUAAUCUCGAGCGUGCCACCGAGCUGGCCAAGAGCACUGGACUCGAUUGUGUGACGCUGGAAGGCGAUCAGGUGUCGUCGAAGGGUUCGCUCACCGGUGGCUACUUCAAUACGUCUCGCUCGCGCCUGGAGAUGCAAAAGAAACGCACCGAGUACACGCAGCAGAUCAGUGAAUUCGAGAAGAAACUGAGCAAACUGCGCAAUGAGCUCAAAUCCACCGAGAACAACAUCAAUUCCAUUGUGUCGGAGAUGCAAAAAACCGAAACGAAACAGGGCAAAUCGAAAGAUGUCUUUGAGAAGGUGCAGGGCGAAAUACGUCUGAUGAAGGAGGAGCUGGUGCGCAUCGAAAAGUAUCGGGCGCCCAAGGAGCGUUCUCUGGCCCAGUGCAAGGCAUCGCUGGAGGCGAUGACCAGCACCAAAUCGAGCCUUGAGGCAGAGCUCAAGCAGGAGCUGAUGUCAACGCUGUCGGUGCAGGAUCAACGUGAAAUCGAUCAACUCAACGAUGAUAUACGACGGCUGAAUCAGGAGAACAAGGAGGCGUUCACACAGCGCAUGCAGCUGGAGGUGCGCAAGAACAAGCUGGACAAUCUGCUGAUUAACAAUCUGUUUCGGCGACGCGACGAGCUCAUUCAGGCACUGCAAGAGAUUAGCGUAGAGGAUCGCAAGCGUAAGCUCAACAAUUGCAAAACCGAACUGGUGUCCACCGAGAAACGCAUUAAGAAGGUGAAUGCAGAUCUCGAGGAGAUUGAGAAGCGUGUCAACGAGGCGGUGCAGCUACAGAAGGAACUGCAAGCAGAGUUGGAGACUCAUGUGCGCAAGGAGAAGGAGGCCGAGGAGAACAUUAACAAGGACAGCAAACAGUUGGAGAAAUGGACGACCAAAGAGAAUAUGCUCAAUCAAAAGAUCGACGAGUGCACCGAGAAGAUUGCCAGCUUGGGUGCGUUGCCCCAGGUGGAUGCCGCGUACAGUCGCAUCUCGCUGAAGAACAUCUUCAAGGAACUGGAGAAGGCUAAUCAGCAUCUGAAGAAGUACAAUCAUGUGAACAAAAAGGCGCUCGAUCAAUUCCUUAGCUUCUCCGAGCAAAAGGAGAAACUUUAUCGUCGCAAAGAGGAGCUCGAUAUUGGCGAUCAAAAGAUCCAUAUGCUCAUCCAAUCUCUCGAAAUGCAAAAGGUCGAAGCCAUACAAUUUACGUUCCGUCAGGUGGCGCAGAAUUUCACCAAGGUCUUUAAGAAACUGGUGCCCCAAGGCGCAGGCUAUUUGAUACUUAAGACCAAGGAUAACGAGGGCGAAGAAAUGGAAAAGGAGGUGGCCAAUUCAGAUGCCUUCACGGGCAUCGGCAUACGCGUCUCAUUCACGGGAGUCGAUGCGGAGAUGCGUGAAAUGAAUCAACUGUCGGGUGGUCAAAAGUCACUGGUUGCCCUCGCCCUCAUCUUCUCCAUUCAGAAAUGCGAUCCAGCGCCAUUCUAUUUGUUCGAUGAAAUCGAUCAGGCGCUCGAUGCGAUGCAUCGUAAGGCGGUGGCUGAUAUGAUCCAUGAGCUGAGCGACACAGCACAGUUUAUUACGACCACAUUCAGGCCAGAGCUGCUGGAGAAUGCACACAAAUUUUAUGGCGUGCGCUUUAGGAAUAAGGUCAGCCACAUUGAUUGUGUGACCCGCGAGCAGGCCAAGGACUUUGUCGAGGACGACAACACACACGCCUAGAUCGCACGCACACACACAUAUACAUACACACGCAUUAUAUAUAUAUAUCUCCCUUGUGCUUGUCCUCUUCCUCGUCCUCCCUCACAUUCAAGCAUUUCUUAAUGAAUAGAAGUUAAUUGUUUAUUUUAUUUGUUUUUUUUUUUUUUAUUUUGCCUUUAUUUUUCCUUAAACACAACACAAAUGAACAUUUAUUUAAUACAAGAAGAACAACAACAACAAAUUAAACCCUUAAUUAAGUCGAUAAGUCCUGUAUUGUAAUUGUCCAGCUGCUGUUGCGAAGGCAGCUUCAAUGUUUGUCUAAUGUCAACGAAGCGAAGCCAAAGCGCAGCUGCUUCCAAUGUACCAUUCAAUAAAUGACACAGAGAAAUCUAAAAUACGCUUCGG